UGCGAGCUCCUGUCCUCGUUAUCGGUAUAGCCGCGACAUAGGUAUUCCCGCGUUGACUAUAUGAACAUCCGUAUGCUCGACCACACCAAACCCUUUGGCAUGCAACCACGCUGACGGUGCGCCGAUGUCGAGCCUCUCCGCGGACGCGCUCGUAGAGUACGCGAAAGAGAGCUUCACAGAGAACUGCUGUGCAGCUGCAGCAGUAGCUCUCCUCAUAUAUGACUGGGCCGUCACCCUCGGGCAGGAGUUUCGCUAUGUAUGGCGUAGCAGUUUCAGGGGAUACACCGCGCUCUUUUUCUUGAACCGGAUCAACAUGCUUGGGAUGAUUGUUGGGAUUCUGUUGGGUCUUGUACCAUGGUACUCAGGAGAGGUUUGCAAGGCUGCUGUAUUAGUGCUCGCGUCCUUCCAGAUCUUGAAUUUCUUUGUUUGGGCUGUCGUUUCGUCCCUCCGAGUGUACGCUAUCAGCAAUCGAAAUCUGUGGCUAUCGCUGCUCACUUUCGCCUUGGCCAUGGUCCCAUUUGCCACCAACCUGUACAACUACGUCGAGUCGUCAUAUUUCAUCAGCGACUUCAAGGUUCUUGUGGCGUGCGAGUACACCCAGAACUAUUCCGACAGCCUGGGUAUGAAGUUGCUCAUCCUCACUCGGGUCUCGGUUAUUCUGGCGGACGGGCUGGUGCUCAUGGUCACCUGGCGCCAUCUUCGGGGGACUCUCAAGUCAUCUCGUAUCGGCACGAACAGAGUGUCACUAGGUCUUCUCUUGCUCAGGGAUGGAACACUGUACUUCUUACUGCUUCUCUUGCUCAACGUCGCACAAAUCAUCGCGGUACUAGACUUCGGCCAGAACUUCGACCCGAUUCCUGAUUUCAUCUUCCCAAUCACCUGCAUCAUCAUUUCGCGAUUCAUCCUCAACCUCCGUCGGUUCUCGUCAAGUACCGGCGACCCCCUCGAGUCGCACAGCUGGACGUCCGGGCCCGACGACCGGCCAGGACACACAUCUGGUGUGCCGCGCUCGUACCUCUCGAGCAUCAUGUUCCGCUCGGGCACUGGCCGCGCCGUCGAGUCCGAGCGCACCGUCGCCUCGAUCAACGACGGGAUCAUGGUCAAGGUGUCGACGUUCAGCGACGCGGACGUCUACCGGGGCGAGGAGGACAAUGACGUGGAAGCGAUGGAGCUCGAGCGCAUGGCGUACCGCGGGCAGAUCGACAGGCAGAGCUUCCAGCCGCGCUCGCCGUCGCACCAGACCCAGUUCUACGAGCCGCCCGACUACGGGCGCGUGCGCAGAGAAAAGGGGACGGCGCGUUAGCCCUCGUCUGGAAGAAUGGCCGGUUUACAUUAUUCCUUGUUCCUCUGUGUACGGCGGGCCGCGGGCGGUGGUGCGUGGGUACGCCCCCUCGCUGAGCUGC
Rhodofomes roseus is the source of this 1403-nucleotide messenger RNA. RefSeq lists its product as uncharacterized. NCBI's taxonomy places the organism in Eukaryota, Fungi, Basidiomycota, Agaricomycetes, Polyporales, Fomitopsidaceae. The record is from RefSeq and is a predicted model, not a curated record. Bases 125 to 1303 code for a protein of 392 amino acids. The transcript is spliced from 10 exons.